This is a messenger RNA of Camelina sativa (false flax), 609 nucleotides long. Lineage: Eukaryota; Viridiplantae; Streptophyta; Magnoliopsida; Brassicales; Brassicaceae. The record is from RefSeq and is a predicted model, not a curated record.
AUGGACAUUAAGAAUGCGUUCUUGCAAGGUGAGCUUGAAAAUGAAGUCUAUAUGCGACCUCCACCGGGCUUAGAGGACACCAUUGGUCCAUGCAAGGUCUUUAAACUUAAGAAAGCAAUUUAUGGUCUCAAACAGUCUCCAAGAGCAUGUGAAGUAGGGAAACUUGGAUCUAAAGCAGUCUCAACACCACUUGAAGAAAACUAUAAACCAGGAGGAAAGGGGGAGCUUGAUGCAGCUCCAUUCGAUGAUGUCAAGCAAUAUCAGCGCUUAGUAGGUAAACUCAUAUACCUCACUAUCACACGACCUGACAUUUGUUUUGCUGUGAACCAGGCGAGCCAGCACAUGCGGAAUCCAUCCAUGCACCACUGGAACAUGGUGAACCGGAUACUCCAAUACAUCAAGAGCUCGUCGGGACAAAGAAUUUGGAUGGGACGCAAUGAGAGCACCGAGCUUGUUGGAUAUUGUGAUGCUGACUACGCUGGAGAUCGUGAAGACCGUCGUUCAACCACAUGCUACUGUACGUUUCUUGGAGGGAACCUAGUCACAUGGAAAAGCAAGAAACAAAGGUGGUAUCACUAUCGAGUGAUGAGGCCGAAUAUAGGGCCAUGA